GAUGGGUGUUAAGAAUAAUGGAAGAUAUGUGAAAAAGGAGUUUUUACAGAAGAUUGUAAAAAAUAGGAUGCCAAAGAUUAAUGGUAAAUACUAAUCAUUUUGUGGUAAUUUUAUAAUUGAAGCAAAUCAAGAAUGCGAUGAUGAUAAUAAUAUACAAAAUGAUUGUUAAUAUUCUUGUCCUUUGAAUUGUUCAAAAUAUGUGUUGAAGGAAAAUGCUAAGAAUGCAAUUUAAAUUAUUACUACAUUAGUUUAACAUUUUCUUACUAUUGAAUCUGUGGAUUUGUAUUUUAACAUCCUAAACAGAAUAAUGUGAUGAUGAUAAUACUAAUUUCAGGAGAUGGAUGCUCAAAUACUUGCUGGGUAAAUAAGAUUGAAUAUGUAUGAAGAAUGUAUCUAUGAAAAAUACCCAGAAUUUAAUUAAAAUACCUAUUCUAAAAAAAACCAAUACUAAUAUUUGCAAAUUGAAUUCAC
Molecule: messenger RNA, 471 nt
Organism: Paramecium octaurelia
Lineage: Eukaryota; Ciliophora; Oligohymenophorea; Peniculida; Parameciidae
Source: the annotation of a GenBank genome assembly